This is a messenger RNA of Planococcus citri (citrus mealybug), 1980 nucleotides long. Its product is annotated as fatty acid synthase-like. The transcript has 9 exons. NCBI's taxonomy places the organism in Eukaryota, Metazoa, Arthropoda, Insecta, Hemiptera, Pseudococcidae. The coding region runs from base 266 to 1834 and encodes 522 amino acids. Gene Ontology annotation, biological process: fatty acid biosynthetic process. The record is from RefSeq and is a predicted model, not a curated record. Gene Ontology annotation, molecular function: fatty acid synthase activity.
UCUUCUUACAGGAGGAUUGGGAGGAUUUGGGUUAGAACUGACGGACUGGCUGAUAAUAAGAGGAGCUCGUAACAUCGUGCUAAGCUCACGAACAGGCAUCAAAAAUGGCUACCAAUCAUACAGAAUAAAUUUAUGGCGUUCUUACGGAGCUCGUAUCAUCAUCUCCACUGCUGAUAUCUCCAAAGAAUCAGGCAUCGAGAAUUUAAUUCAAACUGCAAAUUGUUUAGGUCCAGUGGCUGGAAUAUUUAACCUCGCAGUGACUUAUAUGGACGAUCCAUUUUCAAAACAAACCGAAGAAAAAUUCAACAUCGUUGGUGAUUCAAAAGCGAUUGCAACUUGGCAUGUUGACCAACUGAGCAGAAAAAUGUGCCCAAAUUUGGAAUAUUUUGUGGUAUUUUCCAGCAUAAUUUGCGCUUAUGGAAAUAUAGAUCAAACCAACUACGGUUUUGCCAAUUCUGUUAUGGAAAGAAUAUGCGAAAACAGACGUUCGGAUGGUUUACCAGCGUUAGCCAUACAAUGGGGACCUGUAGGCGGAGUUGGUGUACUUUCUGAUGUAUUUGAGAGUAACCCAUCCGCUGUUAUAGGAGGAUGCGGUUUUCAAGAAAUCAAAUCAUGUUUGGAAACAUUAGACUGUUUAAUGAAACACCAUUAUUCUAUUAUUAGCAGCAUAAUUGUAGGUGAAAAACAAACAACUGAUUCUGACAUAGUAACUAAAAUAUCUAAUGCAAUGGGUAUUAAAGAUCUUGAGGCUAUAUGUUUAACGUGGACUUUACCAGAACUAGGAAUGGAUUCGAUUUUAGGGCUAGAAAUAAAACAAAUCUUUGAAACGGAAUUUAAUACUUUCUUUACAUCAGAAGAACUACAAUCCAUGACCUUCGCAAAAUUGAUUCGUUUAAAAGAAAACAAAAACAACGCUUCGAUUGCAGUUCAUGAACAGCCAAUACAAUUGCAUCAUCUCAAUAGUGAAGAAAUGUGGGUUCAGCCGAUUUUGCGAAUACCAUUCAUCGAUGGAGAAAUUCAAGAGCCAACCUCAGUUGAUGAAACUCCCACUGUUUUUGUAUUCCCUGGAAUAGAAGGGUUAGCUCUAGCUAUGGAAUCACUAGCUAAAAAUUUACAUUUCCAAGUGCUAUGCUUCCAAUAUUAUUUUGAUACUGAUGAAAGACAAAAUGUUAUUCAAUCUAUGUGUGAAUAUUUUUCAUCUAUCAUUUUGGAAAAACUUCGUCCUGAACAAGAGUUUCAUUUCAUUGGCUACAGUUUGGGUGCAUUAAUCGCCGUAGAAACAGCCAAAAUAUUAGAAAAUCGAGGAAGAAAAGGACACAUUUGGCUAAUCGAUGGUUCGCCUAAAACUGUCAAAAUGUUGGGUCUGAACAGAGAUAAAUUGGAAGAAAAUGUCCCCUUAGAAGAUGAUGAAAUACAGAAUCGAAUUUGCUUCAUAUUCAUAACAACAUUAUUACCAAAACUACCCAAGGAAAAAUAUUCCAAAAAUAUAGAAAAAUCAGUCGAUUGGGAAUCCAAAAAGAAAAUAACUUCGUCGAUGUUCUCAAGCAUGAUGGAAAAUGAAAAUCUUAUGCAUCGAUUUUUAGACAAGCUAUUUAAUAUAAUAAAAGCGACACACACUUAUGAAAUAUCUCCAGUUUCCUUGAAUUCAUCCUGCGUUUUGAUAAGAUGUGUCAAGAAUUUAUACGGUUUACCUUUCAAUGAAUCGUACAGCUUGGCAGAGCACUUUAUAAAUCCUGUAGAGGUUUAUAGAAUUGAUGAAGUAGAUCAUUCUUCAAUUCCAUCGCAUCCAAAAACGGCUGAAAUUAUUAUGAAAUCUCCGGUAUGGAAAAGCUAAACUACUGCUGGAUACCCCCUGCAGAAAUUUUGUAUACUAACGCAGUAUUUUUACCACCUACGUAGUUAUGCUCCCUUUAAAAAAUUGUGAUUGACUGUUUUGUUUUAAAUGAAAUGUAAAUUUAAUAAAUACAACAAUAAAAAUGA